Messenger RNA from Oncorhynchus kisutch (coho salmon), 2323 nucleotides. RefSeq names its product protein tyrosine phosphatase type IVA 2-like. Lineage: Eukaryota; Metazoa; Chordata; Actinopteri; Salmoniformes; Salmonidae. Gene Ontology annotation, biological process: protein dephosphorylation. The coding region runs from base 685 to 1209 and encodes 174 amino acids. The transcript is spliced from 7 exons. The record is from RefSeq and is a predicted model, not a curated record.
AUGCUGAUUCGUUGAACGCGGCACGUGUAUAGGUACAACCAGUUACCAAAUCGGACAUUUCUGAGAUUCCUCGUUCCGACUAGCACAUGAACGCGGUAUUACCAUUGCUCAACUUGAAAUAAAGAAUAUAUCUCGAGGAUUCCAGUUUAAUAUUACAAAAAAAAACAGCCUAUUUGUUAAACAUUGUUGUUUUGUGAUCCCUGGUUUUCUUGCGUUCCGAGUGACGUUAACGAGAUUACCACCUUGAAACUCCUCCCAACAGUUCCGUUGUGAGCUCUCUCACCCACAAGAAGAACUAAAAAGAUCUGACAGCAGUUACUGCUCCCCAUCCACAUUCUCCGGGAUAGUCACUGGUUUUCAAUGUCCAGCCUGCUCUUUUGUUUCUGUGAUUUGGACCAUACAUAUAUGGCGAAUGUGAGCGUCAGUGGAGACUUCUGCCAGGCACAGCACCUCGCCUUCGUGGACAAGUGAAUCGUCCGCCCCCCUCAGGACUACGCUACCCAGAAGCCCCCCUGAAGCCAGCACACUGGGAACCUCUGUCUCCUCCAACGUCCCCUGGGAUAUCGCGUAGUCCAAGGCCAAAUUGCCCAGCUCUGUCCCCUGAGCGGCCAAUAAGAAAACUGCCUAGUUCUUCUCUACUUCCUGCUUUCUCUCCCAGAAGCCAAUCACAUACCACUCUCCUGAAUGGGCCGUCUCGCCAACAUGAACCGCCCUGCAGCAGUGGAGAUUACCUACGAGGGCAUGAGGUUCCUCAUCACACACAACCCCACCAACGCCACGCUCAACAAGUUCACUGAGGAGCUGAAGAAGUUUGAGGUGAACACGCUGGUGAGAGUGUGUGACGCCACCUACGACAAGGCCCCAGUGGAGAAGGAGGGGAUUGAAGUUAUGGACUGGCCCUUUGAUGAUGGUGCCCCGCCCCCCACCAAGAUAGUGGAUGACUGGUUGAACCUGCUUAAGACCAAGUUCAGAGGCGAGCCUGGCUGCUGUAUUGCCGUGCACUGUGUGGCGGGGCUGGGUCGAGCUCCAGUCAUGGUGGCCUUAGCGCUGAUUGAAACUGGGAUGAAGUAUGAGGAUGCGGUGCAGUUCAUACGACAGAAGAGACGUGGAGCGUUCAACUCCAAGCAGCUUCUUUACCUGGAGAAAUACAGACCCAAGAUGCGUCUGCGGUUCAAGGAUGCCAACGGCCCCAACUGUUGUGUCCAGUAAAGUGUCUGUGUGCAGCGUCUCAUCAAGAAUACAGCAGCUAGUGGGAACAACCUUAUUCCAACCAAGGGGGGAGAGAACUAUCAGUAAUUAUUGUGAUUUGUUACCACUGAGACAUGGCUAAUUGAUCACAGAAUCAAUUAAUCAACGAGCGAAUGAUUACAUUUGAAUGAAUGCAAAUCUAGGGGUCCAACCAGCCGAACCAAUGAACAAGAAGGUCAACGCACACAGAUAUAGGCCCGCCUCCAAGUUACCAGUGUCAUAACACGGGCACAUAAUUCUUUUCAGCGUUUUUAUUUUCAGCUUUGAAUCAUGGGAUAGCUGUUUAUUUUAAACCUACAUCGAAGUUUUAACAAACAAAAUCUACAAAUGUUAUCAAUAUUGACAAUUUGUUUAUUUUUCUAUUAAUGAUAUGAAUUAUGGAUUUGCCCAGGGUUAUGUACCUUUUUUUAAAUGUUUGUAAACCCUUCAGCACAUUAGAAGAAAAAUGAAAAGUCACUGUCCAUUUGGCUAUUGAUGUAUUUUUGUACAACACAAAAUCUCUGAAAAGUUCCACUUGAAAAUGCAGUAAUGUUUUUCUCUCUACCCCACUUGCUUGAUGUCACUUUUUAAUUACUGGGUUGGCUGGGUUUUAAAUAUGUCCGCUGUAUUUAUUCACUGGCUGUAACUAGCAAGGCAGUCUGGGGUUGGGGGCAAGGACACUUUUCUGUUUCUCAUUUUAUUCUAGAGCCAUGUUUUCAUUUUCUUAAAAAAAUAAUUAAAUACAAUCUUGCGGGAGUGCAAUAUUCAGUCCACCUCGGAAAAGACCCCAAACCCCCUUAUGACCAUCACACACAGAGCCAGUUUCACAGGAAGACACUUGGCUAGUCUUACUGUAGGUACUUUUUUCCAUUCACCAAGGCUGCUUACUGGGUUUCCAAUAGGACUUUCCUACAAUGACUGUGCAUGCACACACACACACACACACACACACACAAUGAUCUCAACCGUUAAUCCCUAGUCUCACUCUGAAGGAAAAGAAAGCAAAUGGUCAGUUUCUUUUUUAUCUUACCCAUUUUGAAGAUAUCCUCAAUUCCUAUUGGUUUUAAAAUAAAUAAAGAAAUGGAGAUGAGAUUUA